AUGCGUUUAAUAGUGAUCUUUAAUUCAUUGAUAUUCUCAGCAGCAUCAAAUUACAGUCCUGAACCAUUAUCUUGUUCAAAGGUGUGCCUGGAUAGUUUAAAAAACCUGGUAUUGGGAUUAGAAUCAGGAUUAAAAUUGAUAUAUAACAUACCAAAAGAACGGAAGGGUGAUUUAGAACAAUCAGGAAAGAAGUCUUCAUUAACCACAGAGGGAAUGAAGAGCUAUCACGUGAUAUUAAAUCAGGCAAAAGAACAUAUUGAGAGAGGGGUUAAGGAGUAUGAUGGCAAUGAAGAAGCACAGAACCUACUGACACAGCUAAGCAGCAAGAUUGUAGAGCUUGAAACACAAUUGAUCAUUGGUAUGGAAGAAGGAAUGGAAUAA
Molecule: messenger RNA, 381 nt
Organism: Enterospora canceri
Lineage: Eukaryota; Fungi; Microsporidia; Enterocytozoonidae
Source: the annotation of a GenBank genome assembly